UAUUCACAUCUCUUUUCUUUUUCUUUGUGAGUAGUUCAUCUUAGAAGUUAUGCGAUUACCCCAAUUUUGCAAUCUGUCCUGUUUGGAAGCAGAUUUUUCUUUAAGGGCCCUGAGAUGUCUGCCAAAUUUUCUUAAAAACUUUCCAAAUCUAAAAUCCCUAAUAUUGGUAAUGAACUAACUUGCACAAACUCUUCAAUUUACUUCAGAAACUUGUGAAAUGUGUUAUAUACUAUGAUCAAAUGUGUUAGUAAAGCUCAUGGAUGAUGUUUGAGGAUUUCAAAGUGAUAUUGUCUGAUUUUUCCUUGUUUAGAUCUCAAAUUCAAGUACACAUUUGAUAUUUCUUUUUUUUUUAUUUAACGGAUUUAGUUAGGUAUAAAUUGUUUGAUAUUAUCUAAACCAAAAAUCCCGCGGGAAAAAAACAGAUAAACAAAAGAUAUAUGUUAGAUUCUUAGAAACCAGAUAAUUUUCCGAAACCCUAACCCUAGAAGACGAAUCUCCUGAAGCCUCAGCUGCUAAUGUAAUUGACGGUGAGUUCUUAUUUCUUCUAACCAUCCUCUAUUGAUGCAGAUCUUACGUGUGUCUCAAAAGUUAAGCAAACAAUGAGCAAGAAGAGAGGACUAACAUGUCAAGAUAGGAUAAGUUUGUUACCUGAUCAUUUGCUGUGUCAGAUACUCUCUGAUCUUCCUACAAAGAUUGUUGUUAAGACUAGUGUUUUGUCCAAAAGAUGGAAAAGAGUCUGGCUUUCGGUUCCUCUAGCCGAUUUUGACGUUUUAGAGUUCCGUGGUUACUAUGAAUUUGCGAGUGUUGUCCAUGGCUUUCUAGAUAUCCCUAGGGAGACAUGUAUACACAAGCUUAAACUUGCUCUUAAUAGAAAUCAGCGUGAUCAGUCUUACUUGACGCAGUGGAUACACAAUGCGGUUAUGCUUGAAGUUCAAGAUUUGGAUAUUUUAUCAUGUGGUUGGAGUUAUUUAGGUACGGAGCUGAUGCCCCUUAGCCUUUACACCUGUGAGACUCUUGUAUCCUUGAAACUCCAUUAUGUGUCAUUGCCUGAUUUUGAUUAUGUUUCUCUACCUCGUCUCAAGAUCAUGCAUUUAGAAGACAACAUUUACCCUAAUGAUGCUCUUUUGGAGAAUCUUAUCUCAUCUUGCCCAGUUCUUGAAGAUUUAAAUGUCUCUAGAGAUUUAGAGAAUAUCGUUAAGGUUUUACGAGUGUGUUCUCUGUCAUUAAAGAGUCUCAUACUUGUUCUCGAUGGUGAUCGGUAUAUUGAGGAUGAUGGUUGGGAGGUUGUGAUUGAUGCUCCUGGACUCAGCUAUUUGAGUCUUAGAGAUGACCAGUCUAAAAGUUUCGUAUUAAGCAGUUUGAGUUCACCUACCAAGGUAGAUAUUGAUAUCAGUUUCGAUUCGGUGAGAAGUGUAUUGAGAAAUGUCUCUUUAAAGAGAAGUGUAGUGAGAAACUUCUUCACCAGGCUCUCGAGCGUAAGGGACAUGACUAUGAGUGGAACAACUUUGAAGGUCCUCUCUCGCUCCAUGAGACACGAACCGCUGCCACAGUUUCCUAACAUGAUCCAAUUCUAUGCGGUCUUCUAUAACUCUGAUUUGGAAAAGCUACCAAACUUUCUUGAGAGCUGUCCAAAUCUCAAAUCUCUUGUACUGGAGCUGGAGGAAUUUAAGAAGAAUGAAAUACUUAUUCUCUCAUCAUCAAUCCCAAAAUGUUUAAGAUCAUCCCUGGAGUACGUUGAGAUUCAUACACGGAUAAGCGGAGCUGAACCGGAAAUGAAACUAGUAAAGUACUUCCUCGAGAAUUCGGCAGUGCUCAAGAAGUUUACGCUGCAAUUGGGUUGUAAAAGAAUGGAGGAAGAUUCUAUCAUCUUCAGGGAACUCCUGAGAUUUAGGAGAUGUUCUGCUUCGUGUGAAGUUGUUGUUGAAGUUUAAGGGACUUAUCCAACACUAGUGA
Molecule: messenger RNA, 1953 nt
Organism: Arabidopsis lyrata subsp. lyrata
Lineage: Eukaryota; Viridiplantae; Streptophyta; Magnoliopsida; Brassicales; Brassicaceae
Product: putative F-box/FBD/LRR-repeat protein At5g22670
Exons: 3
Coding region: 600-1931 (443 amino acids)
Molecular function (GO): protein binding
Source: RefSeq, a predicted model, not a curated record